AACAGAGACUGGCAAAAGCUCUCCGCUGGAGCUGCUCUUAUUCUUCAUUACUGCCAAUUUGAUUUACUGCUUAUUCCAGCUACCCUGCGGUUGUAAGCAAUAAUCUCAGACACAUAGCCUUCCUAUAGGGAAGAAGAAACAAACCAUACCGUCGAAUCCAUCGCUACCAAACAAAACAAAACCCCAAAACGGCACUGUUUAAAUGCUACUAAAUACCAACACCAAAAUCCUCACAUUCAAGAAACGCUGGCAAAAAUGAUUCUCACUCGUCACCGCCUUCAUCACCUCUUCUCAGAUUCAACUCUCAACUCUUCACUCAGAAACUGCACGCUAAUUCCGAAUCCUUCCACUCGCUUCCGAGUCACGUACCUCAAUUCGUUCGCAAUUCACAAAACCGCUUCGGUUUCGACCCGACCCGCGGGUCAGUUUAGCAUCAGAGCCCAAGAAUCUGAUGACGCGGUUUCAAAACGCCUUCUUGGCGACUUCGAUUUGGACUCGGCACUCUCCGUGCUGGAAUUCGCGUGCCUUCUUUCGUCGGCGGUUGCGUGGGUUGGUUUUGCUGUGAUUGCUGGUUCGGCGAAGCAGGGGUUCUUGGUGGCGAUUGGGGAGACUAGGGUUAGGGUUGUGGUGGCUGUGUGUGGGGUACUCAUGAUGGUCGGUGGGAUUGCGAUUGGAGCGUGGAUUCGGAGGCGGCAAUGGAAUCGAGUUUGUGGCGGAACGGGAAAGGUGAAUUUUGUUGGAAGGAUUGAGAAAUUGGAGGAGGAAUUGAGGAAUUCUGCCACUGUUAUUAGGGUUUUGUCGAGGCAUAUAGAGAAAUUGGGGACAAGGUUUAGGGUCACUCGCCAAAAUUUGAAGGAUCCCAUAGCUGAGGCUGCAACUUUGGCACAGACGAAUUCUGCGGCUACAAGAGCACUAGCAGUGCAAUCAGAUAUGUUGGAGAAGGAACUUCGCGAAAUUCAAAAUGUUUUACUAGCAAUGCAGGAACAACAGCAAAAACAACUUGAUCUAAUUCUUGCAAUUGGGAAGACUACUAAGCUGUGGGAAAUCAAACGAGAAACUAAUGAAGAACAUGAAACUACAUUAGAUACACCUAACUUGGCUGAGGGUGAGGUAAAGCAGAAGGAAGUUCACCAAAUUUGAGGUUUAAAUUUAGCUGAGGAGAGGAAAAUCUUGGAUCCUAGAAGUGGCAAUUGGAAAAUGGUGAAGAUUUGAAGUCACAUAUCUUUGUACAACAUUGUUACAUUGUUGCUGUGUAUACCAAAUGAUCAAUCAUCACAACUGAAAUUACUUAGGCGUUUAAUUGGCACACAAAUCAUGAUUACUCGUUUUUUUUUUUUUCAUUCCCACCCGGUUGGGAAUAGUUAUACCAAACUUUCCACUAAUAUAGGAGAGGAGAAAUCACUUGAAACAAAUUAAGAUUGGAGAAUGAUUGAACUCCAUUUGGUGCCCUGGUAAAGCUCAGAAUUGUUUGAAUUUGUAUGUACUUUUUGAUUCGGUCUGUAACGUACAUUGUCAAUUUUUGUUGUUUUGAGGAAGCAUCGUUAAUAAAAAGGUCAAUCUACACUUUGUGUAUA
Arachis duranensis is the source of this 1574-nucleotide messenger RNA. RefSeq lists its product as uncharacterized. Gene Ontology annotation, cellular component: chloroplast envelope. Bases 256 to 1140 code for a protein of 294 amino acids. The record is from RefSeq and is a predicted model, not a curated record. The transcript has 3 exons. Lineage: Eukaryota; Viridiplantae; Streptophyta; Magnoliopsida; Fabales; Fabaceae.